GGGGCACUACAGUCCACAGAUUCGAAAGCUUGUGUGGUGUGGUCUCUUCUGUUUCCCGCCUUCAAGACAGAGAGAGGUCAGAGGCUAUGGAAACCUAAUGGACGACGCAAAGAAAUUGUACGAAUCACUCUUCGACCAACUCAACUCCACCUUCCGCCGAUUUUUCUCCGCUCUGCCUCAGCGCCACCAUGACCCUUACGCUCGGUCUCUUCGGCCUCCGCCUCCGCCUCCGCAUCCACGGCUGUGGCCAAUUGUUCAAGAACUUUCUCUCGUUCUGCGGAGCUGUCUUCUUCUCCUGACGCUCCCGCGCUCCGACCAGAAGUUCCUCCUCCUCAAGUGCCGCUUCCUCCUUCGCGUUUUGAAGUCCUUCCUCUCUCUUGAUGUCGCCGAACAUGGCGGUUUGCGCUUCCGCAACUUUCUCUCCGGCGUUGACUUGGAGCUUCCUGAUUCUUGCCGUUCGUAUCUAUGCGCGCUGCUUGAGGUAUUUGCAGAUGAACUUUUAAGAAAUCAAUCUUUGAGAAGAUAUCUUAUGAAGGUUGAUUCAGUGUCUUCCACCAGUGAAAAACUUUUUAUGUGCCAUUUCAACCAAGGUGAUAUUGCCAGUGUCCUGGAGGUGAUAACUACCCAUUUCAUCAUGUCAGUUUCUAAUGAGAAAGCAUUCGAGGAUUUCACAAGUGGAUUAUUUUUACAAUGUAACAUGGAUUUUAGAUUUCCUAAACUUAGCCUUGCGCCCUCCAUGAUGUUGCUGCUUGACCCUGUUGUGCUUUCUGCACCGAAGAUGUUUCAGGCACACACAUUUUCAAUGGUUUCUGAAGCCAUUGGUUCAGGCUUAUCUUCAGAGAUUUUAGCUCCAGAUAUGAAUUGCCACCUAACAGCACUUCAAAAAUCUGUUAUCUUGUACUCUACGCAUGUGUCUAGUUUGCAAAUAAAUGGCUUUUGUGUUGAGUUGAAAUGUUCCUAUAAUUCAUACCUGCUUGAGAGAGGUCAGCCAACUUUUGAAGCUUAUAUCCUGCAAGGCACAAGGAACAGAUUAAAUCAAGUCUUAUCAAAAUUAGAUAAUUCAUGGGACUCCUAUCAUUGCAAAAUGUCUUCCAAAUCAAAAGCUGACCUUUUGGCUGACUACAUUGCAUUUAUGAAAGAGAGACAGCACAUAUUUGUUGAUUCAUGCAGGGAUGCGACUACCUUAAUCUUAGAUUGUAUUAUCCAUCAAGCUUUCUCUCAGGAUGCCACUGGAGAUGCAGUAUACCAUAUAAAGGAAAAUACUAGUGCCCAAGACAUACACCUUCUUGCAUCCAUAUUGAAGUUGAUGAGUGUUUCAUUGCUACAGACAAUUAAGUAUCUAAGCAAUAGUGGUGAUUCAGAUUGUUUAAAAUCCAUGGGAAGUGCCUCUGUGCGCGAGAAAUAUGAUUUCUUGAUCAGCAUCAUUGACCAUUUUCAACAAUUUAAGUUCUGUUUACCAAUUCAAACAUUAUUGUAUGAUGCGAUGAAAACUCAGCAAUCAAAUUACAAAGUCUCCAAAUCAAUGCUUGUGCACUUUAUAGGCUUGCUAUCUUUAAGUUUUAGCAAUGGAUUUGAUUUGCUUGCUAAGGGGUGUAUACUCGUACUUAUGGCACUGAUGUGUCUAUUUGUUUUUGAAGAGGGAGAUUUAGUUGCUUUGGGGUCAUUGAGGGGUCUGUCAUUGCAACCUUGCUCGUCUGAAAUUCCAUCUGAUAAGAAUGGAAAGGGGUCUAGAGAUAAGCGACCUGUCUAUAAAGUUGCCGCAGAGUUUCGUAGAAUUCAAGCAUGUAAUUUAAGAACGGUUUCCUUCACCUCCUAUAACUUACAGGAUGGAACAGAGAAAACCUGCAAUGGGGAAGUGUUCCUUAAUUGCAUAUUAGAAGACCCCAAAAAGGUAUCUGAUUAUGAUGAUCUUGCAGAUUUCCUUGAGUGUAAGACGGGGAAAAAUUAUUCCAAGUGGUUGAAUGGCCGAGAAGUAUAUAGAAACCGGAGGUAUCAGAGAAAAAUAGAUUUAAGGAAAAAGAAGAAGGAAACAUUCUGGAAUUCUUCUAAGUAUAGAAAAAUUGGCAAGUCUUUGAAGCGACAGAACAUUUGUACGUUUAUGAAGCAUUGGAAGUGAUAGAUCUAACAGUAGAUACCCAUUCGAUCCUAUCUUGAGUUUAACGGGAAAACUUGCUUUGACUAGGGUCGAAUUUUUUUUGACUUGUGGAAGCAAGGGCAAGGUAUGUGACUCCUGCCCUCGUACCCACCAUGUUAUGUAUAUUUUUAUAAUUAUUAAUAGCAUGAUUAUAUAUUUAUAUAUAAUUCAUAUUAUA
This is a messenger RNA of Glycine soja, 2312 nucleotides long. RefSeq lists its product as uncharacterized. Bases 98 to 2116 code for a protein of 672 amino acids. NCBI's taxonomy places the organism in Eukaryota, Viridiplantae, Streptophyta, Magnoliopsida, Fabales, Fabaceae. The record is from RefSeq and is a predicted model, not a curated record. The transcript has 4 exons.